UCCCUCCCUCCUUCCCUCCCUCCUCUCUAGAAUUAAAGUUGGGACAGUCGUGCUCCGGGGAUGGGUGCGAGCCAACGCCUCUGCUGCCGGCUCGCUCUGCUCCCUCCCCAGGUCGUCCGGAGCCCGCGCCUCCGCCCUCCCAGGAGGGAUGCUGCUUCGGGAGCUGCUGGGGCUGCUCCGCUGCUGCUGGCCCUCGCUGCUGCUGCACUGUGCCCUCCACCCGCUCUGGGGCUCCGUCCAGAUCACUCAGGGUGAGCCCCAGAAGUCAUGUUCCAAGCCUGUAGCAGAGAAAGUCACAGAGACCUGCCAGCAAAUUUGCCAGUGCAGGCCACCUCCGCCACCACCGCCGCCUCCUCCACCUCCACCGCCACCGAGGUUGAUAGCAGUGCCAACUCCCAAGUCUACCUUUUGUCCCACUGAAGAAACCUGGUGGCCAGGCCUGGUUAUUAUCAUUGCAGUAUGCUGUGCCACACUAGUGUUCCUCCUCGUAGUUGUCAUCAUUUGCUACAAAGCCAUAAAAAGGAAACCAAUGAGGAAAGAAGAGAAUGGAACCAGUCGGGCUGAAUAUGCAAUGACCUCCUCCCAAAACAACAGAACAGUUGAUAACAAUGCGGUCGUAUAAUCCCCGAAAGCCCGCCGAGGCGCAGGAGGUGGUAAACUUUCAAAGCACACAUGCGGAGCAUGCAAGGUGGGUCAGAUAAGGCAGCGAGAGGAGCUCUGUGGCCAAGGACUUCAUUUCAGAAUCAGUGAUUCAGAAGAGAAACGCAGGCUGCUCUUCAGGCUUGCUGCUUCUCCAGGAGAGGAUAAACUCACCCACUUGGGCUGCCCAGAGAAAAGGCCUCACAAAGGCAAAAGCACUGCAUGCUGCAUCUCGUGAAAGCGAUGUCACGAUGCCUCCCACUCCUUCCUCUCUUCCACCCAACUUUUCAGUUUGAAUUGAGUGUCCACAAAAAGCUGCUGAAAUGGGAUCUUUUUAGGAGAUGAUCUGCCAGAAUGGCAGCAGCUUUUUAUGGUUCUGAGGGUCAGGGGUGGGAGGUGUCACCUACGUUCUUCUCCAGCCUGCAAGGUUUUGUACGCCUAUACUUCAUUCUUAUCACUCAUGUUAUUUCGUUAUUUAAAAGGGAACAAAGGGUUCUGUUAAGCCAUCAAGCAAACAAAAAUUGCAUGAACUUGUGACUUAUCCCAGGAAAUUAAUCUAUGGUCUGAUGACUAUGCAAUUUCCAUGGCAGAAGAUUUUUCAGGCAAAAGAAAUCAAAAUGUAAGUUUUUGGCAAUUAACAUUGCUAUUUAAAGGGAGAUGUUAAAAGAUGCUUUGAACGUUAUUACUUCAUAUCUUUCCAUCACACUUCAUUUUUGUAUCUUUAAGAAUGUUUUUCCUUUGUGAAACUUUACAUGUUUCUCUGUGUUUGCAUCAUGCUGAUUCCCCAGGGAGACCUUUGCAGGAAAGAUGUUUUGUACACCUUAGUGUGAGUAUUUGGGCAGGAAUGUGUUAAAAGGACUAGCAGCCCUUUGAAGUCCUCUUCAUCCACUGAUCAGUGUUGUUUCCUGAAAGUGUCAAAUCUUCUGAACUGACCUAUCAAGGACAUUUUAGGUCUGUCUUGGAGGACCACUUUUGAGGGUCUGGUAAGCUGGUUGUAACCCGCUGUGUUUAUUCAGUCUCUGCCUCUUCUUGGCAGAGACUGCCGAUUGUGCCAAAUUCAGCAUAGUAGCUUAGUGUUGUACUUUCCAUAACGUGGAUUGCAGACUACUUAAAGCAAAGCUGAAUCCACCCAAACUCAUUUCAGAUAGGAUCUCAGGUUAGACUCAGUAGGAAGCCCUUGGGAUAAAGGCAAUGAAGCUAGUCUCUCCCCACUGCCUGAAAACUUUCCUUUGUGUCACACCUCCUUGUGUAUGUCUCCGCUUACCUCUGUGCUGAAAGCAGUGAUGCAGCAAAAGGCAAAUUUCCACUCUGGCUUCUCGUCUGGACAUCAAGCUUCAAUACUACUCAGUUUCCAUGUUGGUGAGUAACUCCCAGGCGCUGAAUCAGUCUUGCUCCAGGAUGUGGCUGUGCCCCGGCCAUCACAUCUCUUAGUACUGCAACACACUGAUGUUUUCAGUUUUAUAUAAGGAUGUGCCUGAACUGCAGAAAUCAGACCUCGAUUUUGAAUGCAUUCCUGUCUGUGACUGCUCUGUCACCAGGAUGCAGAGUUUGGCCUGAAGACAAAGUUUUGCGGACCUUCACCAAAAGAGCUCCAGGAUAUUUAAAUCAGCAGUUUCAGCUCAGGCCCAUCUGUAGUUUUCUACUGCCUAUUGAACAAUAGGGUAUAUGUAAAUGUAAGUAUCUUUUCAAUGAUAAAAUUAAAUGCUGCUAUGUACUGCUGUGGAGGAAUUUAUGGAAUUAUUCAUUCAGCUUUUUAGCCUGUCAUCACUAUGUAGAAGAAGUUUAGCUACAUGAAAUUAUUUCUAAAGGCUAUACUUUCUCAAGAAAUGAAUGCAGUUACAAAAGUGAAAGGGAGUAGGUGACCCUUUGCCCAAGAGUAUGAUCAUUCUCUGCCAUAUUCAUGUUGUAUGCUUGCACAAGAGACGGUGAUACAUUCUUAGACCCAAAAUGGGAGUAAAACGACAGAAUUCACACCUCAAGUCUAGUAUCCCAAAUGUUGAUUGCCUAAAGCACUUAGUCCCUAAAUACUAUAAUAAAAGUAUUGCAGGUAUAUUUCUAGAAUAUUUUCUAAGCUAUAACAUUAAUUUUGGUGUAGUUACCUAUGUUUGCCUUUCUUUUUGUUUUUUACUCCAGUUGUUUCUGCCUAAACAUGGCAUAGUCUGAGACUGGUUGCAUGUUUAGCUGAGAGUAUAAAGCGUAACUGCAAAUGAGUUUAGCAUGAUACAGGCUCAGGAUUAGCACUUUCUCCUAAUGGUUGUUGAUUUUAUUUCUUCCCUAAUACAGCUUUAAAGGCGUGUUCGGUAAGGCCAAAAUCACAAAUGUGAUUUGCAGCUUAUGUCCAUCAAAAAAUGUGUCUGUUUUUGCAAGAAAGAGUCCAAAGAGAUGGCCACCAGACACUGUCACAUUUUCAGUGAUGUCAAUAGUAAAAUGUCCUUGCUUGUGAAAAUCUUGGUGCAUGACUUAACUCAGAAGCAAACUUCGUGGAGAGCAAGGAGACAGGGCAUAAGGAAGAAGACACAAGGACUAGGACCUGUUUUCAACUCUCCUGCUGAUCUGAUGUUUACUAGCAAGUAAAUUUGCCUCUCUGUGCCUCAAUUUACCCACCUGUAUAAUCAAGUUAAAAAUACUUACCAGCUCUAUGGCAGUAUUCUGUGAGCUAUAGAUGUAUCUUAUUUGCAUAGGCAGAUACACGCUAUUGUUAUAUCCAACAUGCUGAUAUCAAAUACAUGUACUUAGGCACACCACUACCACCACUACCAUAAUGGUUCUUAAGCAGACAUUCCCCAAUGUGCUUUUCUAAUCCACUGGCCAUAGAAGAGCUGCAGCAGACAGACUGAGAGCUACUCCUCUGCUUGUCCAGAACCUUUGCUCUCAGCACUCACACAGCUGCACAGCAGGGAAAGCUGGAAAAUCUUGCAUGGGAUAGUUUUGUCUUUAGCCUCCUACAAUUGACUACACUGCACCAAAAUUUAAGAUGAUUUUCAGAAAGGCACUUGCAAAAGUACAGUGGAAGCAGAGGUAAUUCUUCAGAAAAGAGAAGUGAGAAAAGCAUUGGAGGAAUAAUUUCUGAAGUUUACUGAUGUGAUUUAAGGUUGUUUAACACUCUACAGAUUACUUGCAAAGCUUUUAUUAAGAGGCUUCUGUGCUUCCUUGCCAUACUGUAAUUCAGAGCUUUACUAAGCAGUGACCCUGGAUGUGGGAGACUGGCAAUGAAAAUGCAGCUUUAUGAGUGCGAGUUUAGUUUUAGCCACCAAAAAUAGCAGGUUUGAAAGGUCCUGCAUAGCUGCUUUCAUAAAAUAGCCAGCAGAUGCAAAGGUGGCCAGUUUCUACACAGAAGUUAACUAUUCUGCUUUGACCACCACCAGAGAGACUCAGAAAACCUGCUGUGUUCAGUCUGAGGGAGAGCAUCAACUCAAAAUGUCUUCUCAAAGAUCACUACUAGCAGCCACAAGCAGGGAAUGCACUUUAAGAGCCUGAGCUUCAAAGUGUUGAGUUUCCCCAAUCCUCAGCAGUGCCAGGAAAGCAAAGCUGAAGCCUCAGUCUGGCCACACUUCGAGUCUCAGACCUGACAAAAUGGCGUGCCCAGGAAAGCAUCUCUAUCUUGGAUAGAUGCUGCAAAAACAGACAUGGGAGGAAAGAGGAAAGUUCUACUCAGUAUAAGUUAAAAAUGCAUUGAUACAUAUCUGUACAGAGACCUACUUGUCCAGGUCCUUGCACCCCUUAUGGCCACAGCACGUGAAGCGAGUGCGGUCCUCCUGCUCUAACCAGGACACAACCAUAGGAUGCUGCCAAGUGAUGGAGAAUCAGGUCUAUGAUAGAUAUGUAUCUACAAGACUCCCUGCACCUGUACAAACAGAAAUAUAUUCAUUUAAGUUGCAGAAUAGUAUGUUUAAAUCAAUGCAUGAAUGUAAAUAUUCUAAGAUCUGCCUUCUUGACUGUGUACCACAUGUACAGAUAAAAACAAAUAUUGUUCAUAGGAAAUCUGUAUCAGUGGUUAAAUGACUAAAGAGGAAAAAAAAGAACCUGAAUUAAUGUUGUCAUGUUUCUCAAACAAGCCAUUAAUGUAUAUUUAGUAUUUAAGGAUAUUGCUCAAUAAGUAUGUUCUGUACCAAAAACUGUGUUGCAUAUACAGAUUGUGCAGUACCCUAUUUUAAAGAGGAACCAUAAUUAAUUUUUAUUUUAAAUAAAAAGGUACCUUGUAAAAGUU
Molecule: messenger RNA, 4846 nt
Organism: Pogoniulus pusillus (Red-fronted tinkerbird)
Lineage: Eukaryota; Metazoa; Chordata; Aves; Piciformes; Lybiidae
Gene: PRIMA1
Product: proline rich membrane anchor 1
Exons: 4
Coding region: 149-622 (157 amino acids)
Source: RefSeq, a predicted model, not a curated record